Messenger RNA from Aplysia californica (California sea hare), 2104 nucleotides. RefSeq names its product inactive serine/threonine-protein kinase PLK5-like. The transcript is spliced from 2 exons. Gene Ontology annotation, cellular component: cytoplasm. Gene Ontology annotation, molecular function: ATP binding; protein serine/threonine kinase activity. NCBI's taxonomy places the organism in Eukaryota, Metazoa, Mollusca, Gastropoda, Aplysiida, Aplysiidae. The record is from RefSeq and is a predicted model, not a curated record. The coding region runs from base 821 to 1609 and encodes 262 amino acids. Gene Ontology annotation, biological process: intracellular signal transduction; protein phosphorylation.
CCCCACACACACGUAACUCUCUAUCAAGCUGAUGUAAAGAGGAGUAGUGUUCUCAAAGCUGUCACCUUCGAGGGGUGAAAAAUUAAAAUAGCCGUUUACACGUUAUCACAACAAUGUUUUCGAAAAGAGAAAUCCUGUCUCCGUACAUUGUUGAAAUCUCAAUAUUUUCAUUACCUUUUAACAAUUGUUCACGUGUAAGUGGUCAGGGUACAUAAAGACUAUCCACUAACAUUUUUUGUUCCUUGGUGUUCUCAAGCCAUGGCUGGUGCCUUAAAGAAACUGCCCAUUGUGAUGUCAUGAAACUUAUUUUUUUCUUUGUGCCCGUAAUCCCACCACGUGACUACUGCUGUAGGUUGACACCUGGUCAGCGUCGAUGAAGAUUACGACACAGGCGUAAUGGAUGACUGGACACCUAGACGCUACCCCCUUGAGGCUACCGGCAGUUGUGUAAUCUGGCCACGAGCCGUGAGAACUACUUGAAUUUCUGGAAAGUUCGACGUUUCAACAAAAGAAGAUUGACAGCUGAGCGUGGCCCUUUAACCAAUCAGAACUUUGGGUUUAACUCCCGCCAAAAUGUGACGCUUCGUUUGUCAUCAUUUUUAUACUCUGGCAAAACGUUUGUCUGUACCAUUUCUUUACCCUCGUUGUCGAGUGUAGAGUGCAUUGUAUUGCUGUUUUAAUGAGUCCACGUUGUCAUCACUAUAUUCAAAAAGUGCGCCGGCUUUUACUGCAAUCUUCAGAAUCCCCAUCUGGUUCCUGGUGAUUUUUCUCAGGCUUUUAAUCAGUCUUUGAUCACUUCCGAGUAUUUCUUCAUUUCACAAUGAGUUCUGUGGAGCAGAUUCGUGUCAUCCAGCUGCAUAAAGAGGAAGAUGUCUUCCACUACAACCGCAUCCAUUACUCGUCCGUCUUGCACCAAGGACAACGCAGCAAGAUUCUCUUGGCGAGGAGCAACAUCAUCCCUGACAAGAAAUUCGCUAUCAAGCAGAUGCCCCUUCUCUCUGAUGAGGAUAGAGAUCGCUUCACCCGCGAGCUGUGUCUGAUGAAACUGGCUGUUGACAUACGUGGAGUUGUGACUUUGUUGUCUUAUCCCGUCAUCUGUGGACCCACCGGCUAUAUCCUCAUGCUCUCGCAAAGAGGGAAACUGACCUACUACAGAUGGAUGAAAGUGUUUGUCAGGACGGCGGUGUCUCUUCGAAGCCUGCACAAGAAGAAGAUUUAUCAUCAGGAUUUGAGGCCACAGAACAUCCUCCUCACUGACUCUCACGUUGCCUUCAUCUCUGACUUUGGUGCUGCGAGUCUACUCCCUGAGGGAUGUGACCAGGUGGACACGUGGACAGCUGGUUUCCGGGGACCCGAGGCGGACCAGGAGGGUGGUCCCUUCUGUCCAUUCCAACUGGACACCUACAGCCUGGCUGUCAGCAUGUGGCAGGUACUGUCUAGUCUGUGUCCAGUCAAGAACAAGCCUUUGGAUCACCUAGACAACAUCCCCCCGCAGUACGCUGCCUUGUUGAGAAACCUUCUUGUUCCGGAACCCGACAGGAGAUGGACCCUGGACAAGUUCCUCACUGAGGCUCUGGAGCUGCACCCGGACCUGUCCUGUCUUCUCUGAGACGUUUGGAUCCCGUCUGUGGCGUUCUAAAGAUAGUUAAAAGACAGUCUCGACUUCUCACUGUUAAGCUUUCUAGUUUGAAGCUUUAUACAACGCCUUUGAUAAACUGAUGCCAAUGUUGUAAUAUUGUUCUGAAUUAGAGCAGGUCCAAAAGAGAGAGAGAGAGAGAGAGAGAGAGAGAGAGAGAGAGAGAGAGAGAGAGAGAGAGAGAGAGAGAGAGAGAAAGAGAAAGGGUGAUACAGAGAGAAUGAGAGGUAAAGGCACUGAUUACAAAGUGGCUAGAUUGAAAGUUAGUGAAAGACAGUGUGUGUGUAAGAGAGAGAGAGAGAGAGAGAGAGAGAGAGAGAGAGAGAGAGAGAGAGAGAGAGAGAGAGAGAGAGAGAGAGAUAAUAUAAUAAAAAGUUGUGGUUAGUCUUUCUUUACAUAGUACUGUGUUCGUGAUCUUGAUGUGAUGUAUAUGUGCCCAAUAAAUAAAAACAAAGCCAAAAAACGUCA